Iphiclides podalirius (scarce swallowtail) is the source of this 1539-nucleotide messenger RNA. Lineage: Eukaryota; Metazoa; Arthropoda; Insecta; Lepidoptera; Papilionidae. The record is from the annotation of a GenBank genome assembly.
AUGGCCGCUAGUGGAAGCGAUAGCAACAGAAAUGGUGAAGUAGAAAUCGGCGAAAUCAUGGAGAGAUUUGGAAAGUACCAGAUUGUUCAGUACCUGUACACGUGUAUUUCGACGAUUUUUGUUACAAUCACCCACAUAAACUAUGUGUUCGUAGCCGGGGAGCUUAACUACCGUUGCCGCAUACCUGAAUGUGAUGGAGAUUUUGCGGCUUACAACCAAACUUGGUGGCCUGCCAAUGCGACGGACAGAUGCACGAGACCAAUCUUCAAGGAAUAUAUCGGCCAGGCCUGCACCAAACAAAGCUUUGCUGGCACGUUAGAAGAAUGCACGGAAUGGAUAUACGAAACUAAUGACACUUUGAUAGCGGAGCUGAAUCUGGCCUGUCAACCUUGGAAGUCCAACAUGGUUGGCACCGUCCACAGCAUCGGCAUGCUGUUGGGAACUGUGGCUUCCGGAUGGAUGACUGACAGAUUUGGUCGCAAGCCUACUUUAAUAUUCUGCUCCGUGGGGAGCUGCCUGGGACACCUAAAGGCAUUCGUAUCGUCAUAUAAUGUAUAUAUAUUCAUAGAAGUCUUGGAAGCUGUCAUAACAGGAGGAACAUAUACAGCAGUAAUGGUUUUAAUGGUAGAAAUUUGCGGAAAGGAGAAGAGACUGCUGUCUGGUUUACUUUUCGCUUAUGCCAUCUACAUGGGCGAAUCGGAGAGCCCGCGCUGGCAAAUACUGAACGGAAAAACAGAAGAUGCUAAAAAGGCACUGCUGCACAUAGCGAAAGUCAACAAAAGAAAUAUAGACAAACAAAAACUGGCCAAUAUGACGGACGAGGGUCUUAAAAAGGAGUUCAAAAUAGUGAACUAUCAACAGAAAGAGACAUCCGCUGACGCUUUCAAAUCGAAAGAGAUUAUGAAGCGUUUGUUCAUAGGCGCUUUCUGCAGAUUUUCGGCGAGCUUUGUCUACUACGGCCUGAUGGUGAACUCCGUGUUCUUGCCGGGGAAUAGAUAUACGAAUUUCAUGUUGGCAUCGUUAAUGUCGUAUCCCGGAGAGCUAUUGGCACUGUAUCUGAUGAAUAGGUUUGGCAGGAAGCUUCCGCUGGUUUGCGGGUACAUCGCAUGUGGGCUGCUCUGUGUUACAUCGGUAUGUUUCCCUGAAGAUUACACGUGGUUAAAAACUACGUUCUUCCUGAUCGGUAAACUGCUGGUGUCUGGUUGCUUCACGGGUGUAGUCAUGUACACUAUGGAACUCUUCCCUACGAACGUCAGGGGCACACUGAUUGGUAUAUGCGCGCUCACGUCCAGCGUUGGGAACGUGUUGGCGCCCCUAACCCCAAUACUGAAUACAGUCUCAAUAAUUCUUCCGUCGAUACUCUUCGGCUGUCUUGCUGCUAUCUCCGGGUUCCUCCUUCUCAACACGCCAGAGACGAAAGACAUGCCGCUCAUGGAUACAAUAGAACAAGUGGAGACUAGCGUCAAAAAUUCUCCAAAAAUAUAUAACAGAUCCGUGAACGGUGAAGACAAUCCAAGCUUCGAUAAAAACGAUGUUAUG